UUGACUUGAAGUCAGCACCAAGUGAGAUAAUUAGUCCAGGUAGCCAUGACUGACUGACUGAGUCGAGCAGAUCCCCCAACCAACCCCAAAAAAUCAAAAUGGCUAUGAUGUACGGGGUACUACCCAUUUUCGCUGCCAUUUUAAUAUUGAUCUCUGUGAUUUCCUUCUAUGAUACAAGCUUCAUUCAAAGCCCAUGCGGAACGAUAUUCAACGAUGUUAAAUUUGGAGAUGGGAUUGGGUGUAAUCCCAGUUUCCAAGUAAUAUGUGAAAACAACAAAUCGGUAGUGUACUUCAACUAUGGCGAACAUCAAACCGAGGCCAUUAUAGCUUCUGAUUCAUCCUCAUCCUCCUCCUCCUCUUCAUUUCGUUACAUCAUCACUGGAGUUAGUCCUCAUAACAACUGCCCUACCAUUAAUUCCCUAUCUCUUCCGUAUGAAAACAUCUCCUUCUAUACCUUCUUACCCGAACCAUCAUUGGCUGUUGUGAGAUGUGAAAAACCAGUAGGUUAUCCGGAAGACUAUUGGGAUAUAUCUUCGGAGAGGUGUGGUGGUGAGGAAAAGCAAUACUAUUCUUAUUUUGUUAACGGACGUGAAGACGUGAGUAACAUAGUAGAGUCAUGCAGAGUGGAGAUGAAGGUAAUUAUGAGUAGCUGGGAUGGAAAGCUGAAAUGUAAUAGCAGCAAGUGUGGUUAUCCAGAUGUAUACAGGGAGUAUGUCAACGGAAUUGAGCUUCGUUGGCGACCAAAACGCUGUGAACAGCAUCAGCAAGACAGAGACCGUGACCGGGAAGAGGAACAAUUGUCAUACCCCAGCAUGAUAUACGAUACAGCAAUGGGCGCUCUAUUUUUCUUCAUUCUCUUGCUGCUCUCAUGGACUGCUGUAAAAUUUGUUUUUGGGUCACCAUUCGUGGUUGCGGUCUUGAUAUGUAAAUGGAGAAAAAAACAUUUAUCUAUAGAUGACAUGGUUGAAGAUUUUAUUCAGAGUCACAACAAUUUCAUGCCCAUAAGGUACUCUUACUCUCAAAUUAAAACUAUGACCAAACAUUUCAAACAUAAGUUGGGUGAAGGAGGCUACGGUUCAGUCUAUGAAGGAGUGUCACGAAGCAAACACAAAGUAGCUGUUAAGGUAUUGACCAAGUCUCAAACCAAUGGACAAGACUUCAUCAAUGAAGUUGCAACCAUUGGAAGAAUUCGUCAUGUGAACGUGGUGCAACUGGUUGGAUUCUGUGCUGAAAGAACAAAGCAAGCUCUGGUUUACGAGUUCAUGCCUAAUGGUUCUCUUGAUAAACACAUGUUUUCACAUGAGCAAGGACACUUGUCGUCGUUAAGCUACGAGAAAAUCUACGACAUUUCUCUUGGAAUUUCCCGUGGAAUUCAAUACUUACAUCAAGGUUGUGACAUGCAAAUCAUACACUUUGAUAUAAAACCUCAUAACAUUCUUCUUGACGAGAAUUUUGACCCAAAGAUAUCUGACUUUGGUUUGGCGAAGUUGUACCGAACAGAUCAAAGUAUUUUAACUUUAACAGCGGCAAGAGGAACAAUGGGGUACAUGGCUCCUGAGUUGUUAUACAAGAACAUUGGAAACAUCUCUCACAAAGCUGAUGUUUAUAGUUUUGGAAUGAUGCUAAUGGAAAUGGCAGGUAGAAAAAAGAACAAAAGUUACAUAGAGAAUUAUUGGCAAGACUACUUUGCUAGAUGGGUUUAUGAUCAAUUUGAGGAAACAAUAGAUACAAACAAUGGUACAGAGGAGGAAAAGAAAAUUGCAAUGAAGAUGAUUGUGAUUGCGUUGAAAUGCAUACAAAUGAAACCAGAUGAUCGUCCCUCAAUGAAUGAAGUGAUAGAUAUGCUUGAAGGAGAUGAAGUUCCACAGCACCUUCCACCUGAUCCUCAAUCUCUCUUAACUUGGCAAAGGAUGUCAGUAGAGGAGGUGCAAUCACCAAGUGAGUGAAACUAAUGCUAUUGGUUCCAAUUAUCAUGCAAAAUUGAAGAGUACUAGUAGAUAAGUACUAUUUUUUUUUCCAUGAAUUUUUGCUUCUUUACUUUUAUUAGCAUAUGCUACUUUAGAGGUCAUGUUUAUAGCGUAUAAGGGACAUAUAUCUUGCAUUAAUUAUACGCAAAAGUUGUUCCUA
Molecule: messenger RNA, 2127 nt
Organism: Medicago truncatula (barrel medic)
Lineage: Eukaryota; Viridiplantae; Streptophyta; Magnoliopsida; Fabales; Fabaceae
Product: rust resistance kinase Lr10
Exons: 3
Coding region: 99-1946 (615 amino acids)
Biological process (GO): protein phosphorylation
Molecular function (GO): ATP binding; protein kinase activity
Source: RefSeq, a predicted model, not a curated record